GUCGCGACCGCGCGCGUCGCGCCUCGUCGCGACCGCGCGCGAGGCGAACGAACCGCGAACGUCGAACGCGGCGAUGGCCGACCACGCGCGCGAGGACGACGACAGCGCGCUCUUUACGUCGUCGGAACGUCACGAAAUCGCGAAUGAAAACGACGGAAAUCUCGCCGCGCGACCGCACCGCGACGUCGCGUUCAAGCGCGCGUUCGCGACGUCGCUCGCGGUGACGAUCCUGUGCGGACUUUUGGCGCUCUCGCGCGUCUCCGCGGACGCGCACGUGUUGACGGAGGCGGAGACGCUGAACAAGUACGAGAGUUGUCACGCGGCGAACGGCGUCGGCGCGCGACGAAGGACGCUGUUGGAGGACGGCGCGGACGAAGACGCGGCGACGGCGUUGACGAAGGCGAGACCGUACGUCGUGAUGGCGAUGCUCGGGGCGUGCGCGAUGGGAGCGUUGGCUUUGACGGCGUUUAAGCGACACCCUCGAUUCGCCACGUGGUCGAUGAUUUACGUGAAAAUCGGAAGUUGCUUCGCGUUGUCGAUCGCGUUCGCGAUUGAAAGGAUGGCGUUUCCGUGUAUUCUGUUCGCGUUGUUCGCUGCGUUUUUCGCGUAUUGGAUGCACGCGACGCGCGACCGGGUGGAGCUCGUCGCGAAGCUUCUCGGCGCCGCGUCGACGGCGUUGAAGGAUAAUCCUCAUCUCAUCACCACGAGCGUCUUCGCCGGUUUGGCCGUCAUCGUGUCCUCGAUCAUGUUUUUCACGUGCGUGUGGGGGGCGUACAUGAACGGCUCGAUCGCGCCGAGCGAUUACGAGCACUACACUGGCGGGAAAUGCUACUACGGCGAGGAAGUCGUUCCGUGUUGCGAAUGGCAAACCGACAGCUGGGUGGGCCCGUACGUCGUUUUCGCCUUGCUCGUGUGGCUCUGGUCACACAUGAUCGCGGCGGAGAUGCGCACAUUCGUCAUCGGCGGGUCAAUCUCGCGCUGGUACUUUGCCCCGGCGGGAACGACGGCGUUCGUGGGAACGACGCGCGAGUUCAUCGGCCACGCCUUCGGCGCAUCGUUCGGCUCGUUGGCGUUCGGCGGGUUAGUUUUGACAGGUGUGACCAUUUUGCGCAACUUGAAUGAAAGAUUGCGACGCGAAUCGCGCGGCUUCAUGGCUAUUCUUGCGUGCAUCGUCACCGCCGUCAUGGACUGUAUCGCCGAAAUCAUUGAAACCAUCACCAAGUUUGCGACCAUCCAGUGCGCCAUCACGGGUGAAUCGUUGUUGGAAUCCGGUCGCGAAGUCACGCGAUUGCUGAAGGAUAACUUUUUGAGCGCCCUGCGCGUGUGGUGGUUACCGGAGAUGAUUUUGAACAUGACCGCGCUCUUCUUCGCCAUCUUCUACGGCGUCGUCGUGGGGAUUUCCGUGCACGUAGGUGUGCAAGUAUCAACCGGUGACGAUGAUUUGGCUCACAACGUCGGUGCAAUUGUCGGCGCGUGCGCGGGCGUCUCUUCGAUUGUGAUUUUGUCAUUUUUGUUCUCCGUCCUCUUGACGUGCAUCGACGCCGUGUUCAUUUGCUACGCCCGAGACAAGGACGAGAACAUGAUCACCAAGCCCGAAAUUGUCGCCAUCUACGACGAGGUCACGGAAAAGACGAGGGCGCCCGACGUCGCGGUGGCGGCGGCGCAGCGAGCGCAGCGUCCGCCGCCGACCGCCCGGUCGGAUCCGGGCGUCGUGUUCCAAACGCCGAACGCGCCGAUGAUGUACGGUCGCCCGGAUGGAAACUCACUGGUGUAACGCGUUCAUCCAAUAGUUUCAAUAGUUU
Messenger RNA from Ostreococcus lucimarinus CCE9901, 1802 nucleotides. RefSeq lists its product with no specific name. NCBI's taxonomy places the organism in Eukaryota, Viridiplantae, Chlorophyta, Mamiellophyceae, Mamiellales, Bathycoccaceae. Bases 74 to 1774 code for a protein of 566 amino acids. The record is from RefSeq and is a predicted model, not a curated record. The transcript has a single exon. Gene Ontology annotation, molecular function: transmembrane transporter activity. Gene Ontology annotation, cellular component: membrane. Gene Ontology annotation, biological process: transmembrane transport.